AGCUUCCUGCCCUUUUCCUCUUUCUCCACCAGCUGAGCUGAGCUGAGCUGAGCAGAGAGCCACCAGACCCGACCAGCAGAACAAGAAGCUGAACCGGCUCCCAUCUCCUUUCCUUCCAUUCACACCGGCGAGCACAGCGAAACGCGGAAGCAGAGAGUGCCCCCCGCGCCCGCCCCCUCCUCCCUCCGGUCCCCGAUGGUGGCUCGCGUCGCGGCCCUCGCCGCGCUCCUCGCCCUCGCCGCCGCCGCCGCGCGGGCGUCCAACGACGAGGGGGACGCGCUCUACGCGCUGCGGCAGCGGCUCAGGGACCCCAACGGCGUGCUGCAGAGCUGGGACCCCACGCUCGUCAACCCCUGCACCUGGUUCCACGUCACCUGCAACCAGGCCAGCCGCGUCGUACGCCUGGACUUGGGGAACUCCAAUAUCUCCGGCUCCCUCGGCCCUGAGCUCGGGCGCCUUGUGAACCUCAAAUACCUGGAGCUGUACAGGAACAAUUUCGAUGGUGAGAUCCCAAAGGAAUUGGGUAAACUGAAGAAUCUGAUCAGCUUGGAUUUGUACGCCAACAAGCUCACCGGAGAAAUCCCCAAGUCAAUUUCCAAGCUCAACUCACUCAGAUUCAUGCGCUUGAACAACAACAAGCUUACCGGAUCAAUUCCAAGGGAGCUUGCCAAGCUUUCCAACCUGAAAGUCAUUGACCUGUCUAACAAUGACCUCUGUGGAACCAUUCCAGUUGAUGGACCUUUCUCAACCUUCCCUCUUCGAAGCUUCGAGAACAACAGCAGGCUCAACGGUCCAGAGCUGCAAGGGUUGGUUCCCUAUGACUCCGGAUGUUAGAUGCUUCUGUUCUGGCUGAUGCUGCGCUGCAACAAAACAAUCAACGAUGUAUCCCAUCCCUAGUUAAAAGAAGGAAAAACAAGAUAGUAGUACAAAGAAACCUAGCUUGGAGAAUGUGGUGAUAAUAUGUGUGUUCAGACAAGAUUUGAGGGUAUCAAAGGAGGUCCUGAUAUAUAUAUGUGUAUUCAGACAACAGCAUAAAGAAAGAAUGAAUCGGACAAGUUCUGCUUGGCUGAUAAAGUUAUGCCAAUUGCCAA
Panicum virgatum (switchgrass) is the source of this 1091-nucleotide messenger RNA. RefSeq names its product leucine-rich repeat protein 1-like. The transcript is spliced from 6 exons. The record is from RefSeq and is a predicted model, not a curated record. NCBI's taxonomy places the organism in Eukaryota, Viridiplantae, Streptophyta, Magnoliopsida, Poales, Poaceae. Bases 196 to 834 code for a protein of 212 amino acids. Gene Ontology annotation, molecular function: protein binding.